This is a messenger RNA of Rhodofomes roseus, 712 nucleotides long. RefSeq lists its product as uncharacterized. The record is from RefSeq and is a predicted model, not a curated record. The coding region runs from base 167 to 631 and encodes 154 amino acids. Lineage: Eukaryota; Fungi; Basidiomycota; Agaricomycetes; Polyporales; Fomitopsidaceae. The transcript has 4 exons.
CCUGGGCCGCUAUAGACCUUUAGCGCCGGAGAAUUUCAUCAUACGGUCUACACGGCGCAUACAUCGACCUUUCGGUCCCCUGAACGCCACCGUCCCGAGUGUGUCACAGCGGCGUUCUUGUCGGGUUGAGGAUGGCUCAAGUUGCGCGUCCUCCGCGGCGCCUAAGAUGGCCGGACUCGCUGUGAACUCUUUGCAGACCCUCCUGGUAUGCCGUUACUGUCGGUGCUUGUUUCACUGUGACAACGGAUCGCGGACCUCGGUGAGAAACCAUCGAAAUCACCGGGUGUAUACAUCGCGCGGAGUGCGCCACUACGUCUCGUCUUCCUGCUUUUCUCCCUGCGUCCCUGCUUCAUGCUUCUUUCCAGGCACUUCACAGGGCAGGUCCGACUCAUGCACGGCCGCCGAUUUCAUGCUCACGUUUCAUGCUUCAAAGACCGACCUUACGACAGCCCGUACCCAUCUUCCUUCCAGGCACGUUUCGACCCACAGCAUUCGGCGCCUAUCUAGGGUCUGUACCCGUUGGUCUAUGCAAGGAGACCACUGUCUGCGGAAGCAGAGACCGGAAUCCGGUGCGACUGCGCCCUCCGUCACGAUUGCGACGGCGGCAGGCCUCGCUCAUCAAGUUGGCUAAGCUCAGGCUAAGCACGAAUAGCGAUUGAGGGGAGUGGGGAUAAUACACAACGAUUAUCUAUGCGCCUCAAUGGCCCGUGGG